Messenger RNA from Prunus armeniaca (apricot), 1107 nucleotides. The record is from the annotation of a GenBank genome assembly. NCBI's taxonomy places the organism in Eukaryota, Viridiplantae, Streptophyta, Magnoliopsida, Rosales, Rosaceae.
AUGAACUCAGGAAGAGCUCUAGAAGACUUGCGGGCAGCUCUAUUUAAUGAAUUUCGCUCAUCUGAAGGUGCAAAGCGUCAACAACAACAACUAUGUGGCCCUGCUACUGCUCUUACAUUCAAUUUUGUGCUCAAAGUUGUUGGGUUCCAGUUUCCUAUAUUUCUCACUUUUAUCCACUAUGUCGUUAGCUGGUUUUUGAUGGCCGUUCUAAAUGCUCUGUCUAUCCUCCCUGCGUGUCCCCCAAAAUCGACCCGCUUAUCUACGUUAUUUACUCUUGGUUUUGUUAUGGCCUUUUCUACUGGCCUUGCUAAUGUUAGUUUGAAGUACAAUAGUGUGGGGUUUUAUCAGAUGUCUAAGAUUGCGGUUACUCCUUCAAUUGUUCUCGCAGAAUUUUUAUUGUACAAUAAGAGAGUUUCUUUCUCCAAGGAUAGAAAAUUGGUGUCAGCAUUAGCAUGGAUAAUACCAAGUGCAGUCAACAAGAUUCUUUGGUCUAGUCUGCAACAGCAGGAAAAUUGGACAGCCUUGGCGUUAAUGUGGAAGACAACGCCAAUCACCUUAUUUUUCCUUGUUGCACUAAUACCCUGGUUAGAUCCACCUGGUGCCCUCUCAUUCAAUUGGAACUUUAAUAACACCUUGGCAAUUCUCAUGUCAGCUAUUCUUGGCUUCUUGCUUCAGUGGUCAGGUGCUCUAGCACUUGGAAUACUGCUUCCAAUGCUACAACGCAGCAGUGGUUCAAAUUUUAAGUCCAUGAUGCAAAGCACAUUGGAGUAUAAUCUAUGGCAACAAUCAACAACAUUAUUAAAGAGUGCAACAGCUGAUAUGGGCAACAAUGGGAGGGCCACAUCUGCUGUUACACAUGUUGUUCUUGGUCAAUUCAAAACAUGCGUCAUUCUUCUAGGAAACUACUACCUCUUUAGUUCGAAUCCAGGCAAGACGAGUAUUUCUGGGGCUUUCACAGCAAUUGCUGGAAUGUCUAUUUACACUUACCUUAAUUUGAAGCAGCAAUCGAGCAAAGCUCCACGACAAGCCUCUUCUUUGCCAAAAUCAAAACUGAGUAAAGAAAAUGGCAGCAUCCAUGAAGGAAACUAUGGUUCUGAAUCUGUCUAA